Messenger RNA from Helobdella robusta, 360 nucleotides. RefSeq lists its product as hypothetical. Bases 1 to 360 code for a protein of 119 amino acids. The record is from RefSeq and is a predicted model, not a curated record. Gene Ontology annotation, molecular function: nucleic acid binding; RNA-DNA hybrid ribonuclease activity. NCBI's taxonomy places the organism in Eukaryota, Metazoa, Annelida, Clitellata, Rhynchobdellida, Glossiphoniidae. The transcript has a single exon.
AUGCGAGAAAUAGAGGCAGAAGUGGCACCUUGGGCUAGGAAAACACCUGAAAUAGACCUCUCAAUAAACGAAAUCGACAAAAACCCAAAUUUAUGCAAAAUCAUAUACCAUGAAAUAAUAGACAAAAGCCCCAAAAGCAUAGCAAUAUAUACAGAUGGAUCAAAAAUGGGAAAUUCUACAUCAUCAGCAGUUGUCAUCCCCACCACAAAGGAAACAUUAUUCCAACAUCUACCAACCUAUGCAUCAAUAUUUACAGCGGAGUUAACAGCAUUAAAAAUGGCCCUCAAUUAUACCAUAAAUAAGACCAACAAAGAAUACAUGAUUUUUGCUGACUCGCUAUCCAGUUUGAUGGCAAUAUAA